AGCGGCGUUGGGUGAAUUACAGUGAAUGGCCAUAGUGUGCUACUGUGCAAUACAUCAUAAUCUUUUUCCAUUUCCACACAUUUUCACUUCGCUCCUCCUACACUUAUUGACACUGCUACCGGUCGUGUUAGUCUAAUGACCACUGCGGAGGACUUAGGAUUGUCGGAUUCGGACAAGGUUCAACCUUGGAGCACAGACAGCGGCAUGGAAUCGAUGACUGACAGCAAUAAGGAUCUAACACCGACGUCUGAAAACUUCGAUGACGAUGAAGAAGAUGAAACUUUGGGUGAACGCCUAUGGGCAUUAACUGAGAUGUUUCCAGAGUCUCUAAGAAACAGCACCAAAAAGAUAGUUAAUACCACUGGUAAAGUCAUCUUAGAAACUUACUUAUUUGCUUGUACUUCAACAUGGUAUGUCUCAACAACAGCGGCUCUGUUGCUUAUGCCCGUAUUAUUUGAAACUGAACGCAUACAAAUGGAAGAAGCGCAGAAAAAUCAUUCAAAACAACUUCUUCUUGGUCCUGGUAGUGCUGGAAACUUGGGUGGUGGAACUACUAUGUUGCCCAAUUAAUAUAUUUUCGUCGUAUGUUAUAUUUUUAACCUAUCUACCUUAGUUUUGGCUGAAAAAAAUAUUUGUAUUAAAUUCACGUAGUCUUGGAAUUUUAUUUUUAUUACUUUUUUUUUACUAGGAAUAAGUGAAUUUAAUUUAAAAACAUAAUAAAGACACUUAAAAAAUUAUAUUUAUUAUGAAACUUGUUUACAAAUCUGAAUAAUAGAUAAUUAUGUCAUUUAAACGUGUUUGAGUAGUCCUAUAUGUAUGUCACAACUCAUUUAACAAGUUGUAUUAAUAAAAAUGUAUAUUAUAA
Messenger RNA from Myzus persicae (green peach aphid), 865 nucleotides. RefSeq names its product mitochondrial import receptor subunit TOM22 homolog (gene mge). Lineage: Eukaryota; Metazoa; Arthropoda; Insecta; Hemiptera; Aphididae. The coding region runs from base 136 to 570 and encodes 144 amino acids. The record is from RefSeq and is a predicted model, not a curated record. Gene Ontology annotation, biological process: intracellular protein transport. Gene Ontology annotation, cellular component: mitochondrial outer membrane. The transcript is spliced from 4 exons.